This is a messenger RNA of Elephantulus edwardii (Cape elephant shrew), 2109 nucleotides long. It is a transcript of the gene CLIP4, whose product is annotated as CAP-GLY domain containing linker protein family, member 4. Gene Ontology annotation, cellular component: microtubule plus-end; cytoplasm; nucleus. The coding region runs from base 1 to 2109 and encodes 702 amino acids. NCBI's taxonomy places the organism in Eukaryota, Metazoa, Chordata, Mammalia, Macroscelidea, Macroscelididae. The transcript has 15 exons. Gene Ontology annotation, molecular function: microtubule plus-end binding. Gene Ontology annotation, biological process: cytoplasmic microtubule organization. The record is from RefSeq and is a predicted model, not a curated record.
AUGACCAUAGAGGAUCUUCCGGAUCUUUCGUUAGAAGGAAAUUCUUUGAUUGGAAGAUACCCAUUUUUAUUUUCAGGUUCUGAAACACCAGUUACCUUCUCCAUUUCUGCAGCACCCAUGCCGUCAGACUGUGAAUUUUCUUUCUUUGAUCCUAAUGAUGCAUCAUGCCAGGAAAUUCUCUUUGAUCCCAAAACUUCAGUAUCAGAAUUAUUUGCCAUCUUAAGACAAUGGGUUCCUCAGGUCCAGCAGAACAUUGACAUUAUUGGAAAUGAGAUUCUUAAGAGAGGCUGCAAUGUGAAUGACAGAGAUGGACUGACCGAUAUGACACUUCUGCAUUAUACCUGCAAGUCUGGGGCUCACGGUAUUGGUGACGUUGAAACAGCAGUGAAAUUUGCAACUCAGCUCAUGGACCUGGGAGCCGAUGCAAGUUUGCGGAGUCGCUGGACAAACAUGAAUGCUCUGCAUUAUGCUGCAUAUUUUGAUGUCCCGGAGCUUGUGAAAGUGAUUUUGAAGACAGCUAAACCAAAAGAUGUGGACGCCACUUGUAGUGACUUUAACUUUGGAACAGCUCUGCAUAUUGCGGCAUAUAACUUGUGUGCAGGUACUGUGAAAUGCUUACUGGAGCAUGGAGCAAAUCCUGCAUUUAGGAACGACAAAGGGCAGAUCCCUGCCGAUGUUGUCCCAGACCCGGUAGAUAUGCCAUUAGAAAUGGCAGAUGCGGCGGCAACUGCCAAAGAAAUCAAGCAGAUGCUGUUAGACGCGGUGCCUCUGUCUUGUGAGAUCCCCAAGGCGAUGCUUCCCAACUAUGAUCAUGUCACUGGCAAGACGAUGCUGACGUCACUUGGCUUGAAGUUAGGGGAUCGUGUUGUUAUUGCAGGACAGAAGGUCGGAACUCUACGAUUCUGUGGAACAACUGAAUUUGCAAGUGGGCAGUGGGCUGGCAUUGAAUUAGAUGAACCAGAGGGAAAAAACAACGGAAGUGUUGGGAAAGUCCAGUAUUUUAAAUGUGCCCCCAAAUAUGGCAUUUUUGCCCCCGUUUCAAAGAUCAGUAAAGCAAAAGACCGAAGGAAGAAUACUGUCCACGCUUCUUCCACAAAAGCUGUGCCUCUCAUGAAGUCCCAGAAAAUUGAUGUGACCCAUGUAACAUCCAAAGUCAGUACAGGAUUAAUGCCAUCAAAAAAGGAUAGUGCUUCCGAAUCCACACCCUCCUUACCUCCUGGUGAAGAAUCAAAACCUGUGACAGGGAAGGAUGCUACGACUCUGGGAUCUGUCAGCAGCUCCUCCUCCAUGUCCUCUUUGGAUCACAAGCAGAAUUACCUCAAGAAACGGAGUGGGAGUAACAGUAGCAAGAAGACAAUGAGCAAAAGCUCUUCUGUUUCCUCACGAGCCAGUGCUGGUUUAAACUCUUCAGCAACAUCUAUGGCAAAUAAUACAAGCUGUGAAGGAGAACUCCGUCUUGGAGAGAGAGUGUUGGUGGUAGGACAGAGACUUGGGACCAUUAGAUUCUUUGGGACAACAAACUUUGCUCCAGGAUAUUGGUACGGCAUUGAGCUGGAAAAACCCCAUGGCAAGAACGACGGUUCUGUUGGAGGUGUGCAGUAUUUCAGUUGUUCUCCAAGAUACGGGAUAUUUGCUCCUCCAUCCAGAGUGCAAAGAAUAACAGAUUCCCUGGACACACUUUCAGAAAUUUCAUCGAAUAAACAGAACCACUCUUAUCCUGGUUUUCGGAGAAGUUUCAGUACAACUUCUGCUUCUUCCCAAAAAGAGAUUAACAGAAGAAAUGCUUUUGCCAAAUCCAAAACCGCUUUGCGUCGUAGUUGGAGCAGCACAGCUACGGCCAUUGAAGGGAGCGUGAAGCUGCAGGAGGGCUCCCAGGUCCUCCUCACCAGUUCUAACGAGAUGGGAACCGUUAGGUACCUGGGCCCCACGGACUUCGCGUCGGGCAUCUGGCUUGGACUGGAGCUUCGAAGUGCCAAGGGGAAAAACGAUGGUGCUGUGGGUGACAAGCGCUACUUCACUUGUAAACCAAACCACGGCGUCUUAGUUCGGCCAAGCAGAGUCACCUACCGGGGGAUUAAUGGGUCAAAGCUUGUGGAGGAGAAUUGUUGA